UAGUUUCUCUUAUAAACUUAAACUGUAAUGUAUUCGAUCGAUGAUUCCAGCUCUUAUUUCAUUGAACACUUAAAAAUUUGUCUACUUUUCUCCUGAGUAUAUAGAGGAGGGAUAAGCAAUUCAAUAUUAGGAGGAGAUGGAGUCAGAACACAGUGACCGCACUGCUCGCCCCAAAAAUAUUGUGCUUCGACUGAGAAGUGAGACGGAGUCUUUGGAGGAUGGGUAUGCAUGGAAAAAGUAUGGCCAAAAGUCCAUAAAAAACAAGACUUAUGCACGGAGCUACUUUAGAUGUAAGGAAAGAGGUUGCAAUGUGAAAAAGCAAACACAGCGCUGCUGCGAUGAUCCAGAGUUCGUACUGAUAAGUUACCAAGGACUACACAACCAUUCUUUCAAGCCCGAGUCCACAUUAUCUUGUGGGUAUGAUCUGAGGGUGCAGUUCUUUCAGCAGGUGCCUGAUAGUCGCCAUCAAGGUACUCCAAAUUCUUCUGUAUCUUCUGUUCAGUAAAGUGGGAUAAUGGUUAUUCAGUUUUUUGGAAAAUUUUUAGCUAGAUAAUUCUCAGAAUGGUCGUGUCAUCCAAUUUAGGAAGCUUCCAAAGAAGUAUAAUUCAUCACCCAUUAUUACUUUCCAAGUAAUA
Messenger RNA from Cryptomeria japonica (Japanese cedar), 635 nucleotides. Its product is annotated as probable WRKY transcription factor 43. The transcript is spliced from 2 exons. The record is from RefSeq and is a predicted model, not a curated record. Bases 137 to 505 code for a protein of 122 amino acids. Gene Ontology annotation, biological process: regulation of DNA-templated transcription. Gene Ontology annotation, molecular function: DNA-binding transcription factor activity; sequence-specific DNA binding. NCBI's taxonomy places the organism in Eukaryota, Viridiplantae, Streptophyta, Pinopsida, Cupressales, Cupressaceae.